Molecule: messenger RNA, 3390 nt
Organism: Rotaria socialis
Lineage: Eukaryota; Metazoa; Rotifera; Eurotatoria; Philodinida; Philodinidae
Source: the annotation of a GenBank genome assembly
AUGGAUGAAAAGCAAUUUUUAAUUGAUAAAAAGAGUGAUUCAUUGAACGGAUCGAAUGAGACAAAACAUGAAUCAUCUCGUCUGGAAUGGGCAGAAUCAUCUUGGCUUCGAUGGGGUCAUCUUAUAUAUUUUUCAUGGAUCAUUCCAGUCAUCAAAUCGGGUUACAAACGAACAUUAACUAUUGAUGACCUCGAUCAAUUACCUACUGAUGACACAGCAUUGGUUUUGAUGCAAAAAUUUUUGUCUUAUGAUUGGAAAACAACCAGAGUAUCCAUUGCAAUUAUUAAGAUAUUUUGGAAGGAACUGACGAUAAGUGGGCUUCUUCUUCUACCAUAUAUGUUCGGGCGUAUGGCUGUGCCGCUAAUUAUGCGUCAGAUUAUUUUGCUCAUAACUGAUCAUCAAACAUCUUCUUCACUAAGAUACGUGUACCCGAUAAUUUGCAGUCGAACGCUAAGCGAAUAUCAUGAUAACAUUGCUAAAUGUGCCGAUAAACGUAUUCAAGUAUUGAGUGAAAUGAUAAACGCAUUUCAUAUUGUUAAAAUGAAUAACUGGGAAGAUCUUGCAGAGAAGCGCGUCGAUUCCAUGCGUGAACAGGAAUUUAGUACGAUCCGAAAAGCAUCUCUUAUUCGCGCAUUGAACAUGGGUUUAUUUUUCGCAUCAAUGCCGUUGAUUUCGUUGGCAACAAUAUAUGGUAUUUGGUUAACAAAUGGUUCGUUCGUGUCGAUAGAUAUUUUUACUGCAAUGUCGUUCUAUGGUGUUCUACGAUCACCUGUAACCAGUUUCUUGCCAAUUGCCAUUGAAAAAACUCUUCAACUUCGAGUGGCAGUGAAACGAAUCGAUCAGUUUCUCAAAGAAAGUCAACAACAAACAUUAGAACCAGCCUAUACUGAUCAGUACCAACAAAGCGGUAAAGUAACUUUGCAAAAUGCCUGUUUCUCGUGGAACAACAAUGAAAUACAUUUGCCGCCAAUGAAUAUUGAUAUUGAGUCUGGUUCUCUGGUUGGUAUCGUGGGCAAUGUUGGUUCAGGGAAAUCAUCGUUCUUUGCAGCUAUUCUAGGUCAAAUGCAUCUUGUUGAUGGUGAAAUCUUCACAAAUGGAAGUUCUUUCUCAUAUGCAUCUCAAUCACUUUGGAUCUUUGUUGACACAGUGCGUACAAAUAUUAUUCUUGAUAAGCCAUUUUAUAAAGAACGCUACAUGAAUGUCUUACGAGCGUGCUGUCUUAAUGCAGAUCUAGAGUCACUGGGACCGACUGCUGAUCUGACAAUGAUUGGAGAUAAAGGUAUCAACUUGAGUGGAGGGCAACGUGCACGAAUAUCACUUGCACGAGCUUUGUAUAUCGAUGCUGAUAUUUACCUUUUCGAUGAUCCCUUGGCUUCUGUCGAUAACAAAGUAGCCAAACAGAUCUAUGAUCAAUCGAUUGGUCCCCAUGGAUUGUUGAAAAACAAAACUCGCCUACUGAUCACGCAUCAAACGAAAUAUUUGAUUGAUUCAGAUCAAAUACUUUACUUUGAUCAUGGUCUCGUUCGAUGUGAGCUUCCUUCAAACGCAUAUCAGGUCGAACUUGAAAAAAUCCCUCUGAUAGAUGAAGAUACCAACAUCAAGCCGGCAACAGCUAAUAUAUUGGAUGUCGAACAAUCUCAUAUUGAUCAUCAAUCAAUCAUUCAAGAUGAAACAUCUAUAAAAAGUACUGUAAAUUGGUCCGUUUGGGCUUACUUAUUUAGUCAAUCGGUUUUUGGUUGGUUUGCUUUUGCUUUCCUUAUUGUACUUCUCUUAUCGGGAGAAAUUCUAUGUGAAAUAGCGAAUAUUUUACUUGCACUUCUCUUAAACAAGCUCGAGAUGAAUGCAUCACAUACUCGGCCCACUCCUAGCAUCUACCUUUACGUGAAUUUAACAAACAUGGUACUAUCAUUAGUAAGUGCGAUUCUUUUCUUCCGAAUAAUCUUGGAUGGAACCAACGCUCUUGAGAAAAAGAUGGUUCAUGCGCUGUUUAAUACAUCGAUACGAUUUUAUGAAAGUAAUCCAAGUGGACGAAUUCUGAGUCGAGCGAGUCGAGAUCAACAAGUAGUCGAUGAAAUAUUACCUGCAACUCUGUUCGAUUCUGUACAAUCGUUAUUAAUGAGUAUGGGUUCGAUCAUUGUUAUUGGUGUAAUCAAUCCAUGGAUUUUUCCUGUUCUUAUUCCAUUAUUUGGAAUCUGUGUUGUUUUACACCAUAUUUAUGCGCGUUCAAAUCAUCAAGUAAAACAUCUUGAAAGUGUAGCGCGUAGUCCCGUUUAUAGUUUAUUGGCAUCCUCAUUGAAUGGAUUGAUGACAAUUCGUGCUUUGAAAAACAAAGAUUAUUUCAUUAAAUUGUUUCACAAUCGAAUUGAUGCAAAUACUCGUAGCUAUUUAGCUUUGAUAGGUGUCUCACAAUGGUUCGGUUUAUAUCUCGAUCUUCUAAAUAAUAUUUUCACAGUUAUUGCUACUUUACUCUGUCUGAUAUUAAAAGAUCAGUUAAAUCCUGCAUUAUCAGUGCUUCUCUUGAGUUAUACGAUCACUAUACGAGCAUUUUUGCAGCGGGGUAUACGACAAGGAGUUGAAUCUCAAAUUCUAAUGACAAGUGCUGAACGUAUUUAUGGAUAUAGUCAACUUCCACAAGAAGAAGAUUUCGGAGGCGAACAUGGACUCAUAGAAACAUCACCUGAUUGGCCUGAUCUUGGUACAGUCGAGUUUUGUAAUUAUUCUUUUCGAUAUCGAUCUACUCGCGAAACUGCACUUCGAGAUCUAUGCUUACGCAUUGAACCGAAUGAGAAAAUUGGAAUAAUUGGUCGAACAGGUGCCGGAAAAUCGUCUCUUUUCCAAGCUCUCUUUCGAUUUACUGAUCGAUCUCUUAUUACAGGUCAUAUUCUCAUCGAUGGUGUUGAUAUCAGUCGUAUCACUCUCAAACAUCUUCGAACUCAUAUCAGUAUUAUUCCUCAACAAGCAUUUCUCUUCAGUGGUUCUCUUCGAUCAAAUCUCGAUCCAUUCAAUCAUUAUUCUGAUGAACAAUGUUGGAAAGCACUCGAAGAUGUACAAUUAAAAAAGUUUGUUUCUGAUCAUUCCGAGCGUCUUCUCUUGCCUAUCGCUGAAUCAGGCAUUAAUCUGAGUGCUGGCCAACGUCAAUUAGUUGCUGCUGCACGAGCUAUACUCAAACAAAGUAAAAUCUUGUUAAUCGAUGAAGCAACGGCCAAUGUUGAUCCUGCAACGGAUACAUUCAUUCAACAGCUAAUUGCUCAUCGGUUUCAAGAUCGAACUGUAUUGAUGAUUGCUCAUCGACUCAAUACAGUAAUUCAGAGUGAUCGUAUCCUUGUUUUAAAAAAUGGACAAUUGGAAAACCUCGAUGUGCCUCAAAACAUUUUACAUGACUAUCAAUGA